AUGAGAUCAUAUCAAUUCACACUAUGGGACCAAUAUACAACCGUCCACUCUCGCCGGAGCCACGCAGAGGCGAGCCAAUCUCGGAUUGUCAAGCUGGCGUACAACCCGAAACGAGCUACGGCGGAUAUCCGCCACUUGAGCUCCAUCGGCAGCCGCUCCACGUCGUCCCCAUCUCCGGCGUCCGUCGUGCCGUUUCCGUUGUCCGCUGACCACCACUCAUCCGCCGCCAAAGAAGACGACGAUGACAACGGUCGCGAUCGAUAUUCUCGGGAUCGCUCGUGCCGCUCGUAUUUCCAGCCUUUUCUUCUUCAAUAUUUAUCCCAAACGACGAUCUGUACAGGCCCCACCCCCAUAGAUCUAAGAUCUAGAUUCUCCUACUCAUCGCUGUGGUUUUCACCGCCGUGA
Messenger RNA from Striga asiatica, 405 nucleotides. NCBI's taxonomy places the organism in Eukaryota, Viridiplantae, Streptophyta, Magnoliopsida, Lamiales, Orobanchaceae. The record is from the annotation of a GenBank genome assembly.